This is a messenger RNA of Westerdykella ornata, 1500 nucleotides long. Its product is annotated as transaldolase. Gene Ontology annotation, cellular component: intracellular anatomical structure; cytoplasm. Gene Ontology annotation, biological process: pentose-phosphate shunt; carbohydrate metabolic process; pentose-phosphate shunt, non-oxidative branch. The transcript has 4 exons. Gene Ontology annotation, molecular function: transaldolase activity. Lineage: Eukaryota; Fungi; Ascomycota; Dothideomycetes; Pleosporales; Sporormiaceae. The record is from RefSeq and is a predicted model, not a curated record. The coding region runs from base 343 to 1317 and encodes 324 amino acids.
GACGACAGCAACCUGCUUCUUCCGCGGAUGCCCCAGGGUGCAAGUUUCAGAGCCACUUGGGGCUUGCCAAACGGUCCACGGGGCGUGGGAGAUUCCGACUACUAAUUGAAUAGUGCUGUGUAGGGUACCGGUAGGUGGCCCGGCUUGCCACUUGUGACGAUUGAUGGGGCGGGAUGAAUGGAUGAAAUCGAAAGGUCCGUUGCGUAAAUUCACCGCCCCCCACUUCUUUCUGGGCUUUGUCGCCCCGCCUCAAACAAAUUCAUUCCGCCAACUACUCCUUUCACACCUACAACUACCCAACAAAAGACACUUGUGAAUUCGGCUCCCACAGAAACCUUCGCCAUGCCUAACUCUCUCGAUCAACUGAAGGCCACCGGCACGACUGUUGUCUGCGACUCUGGCGACUUCGCCACCAUCGACAAGUACAAGCCCCAGGAUGCGACAACGAACCCGUCCCUGAUCCUGGCCGCCUCCAAGAAGGAGGAGUACGCCAAGCUCAUUGACGCUGCCGUAGAGUACGGCAAACAGCACGGCAGCACCAUCGACGAGCGGGUGGACGCCGCGCUGGACAACCUGCUGGUGCAGUUUGGAAAGGAGAUCCUGAAGAUUAUUCCCGGAAAGGUGUCGACCGAGGUGGAUGCGCGGUUCUCGUUUGACACGGAGGCGUCAGUGAACAAGGCGCUUCGCAUCAUUGAGCUCUACAAGGAGGUCGGCGUACCCAAGGAGCGCGUGCUCAUCAAGGUCGCGUCGACGUGGGAGGGCAUCAAAGCCGCCGAGAUACUGCAGUCGCAGCACGGCAUCAACUGCAACCUGACGCUCAUGUUCUCGCUGGUGCAGGCCAUCGCCGCCGCCGAGGCCGGCGCAUUCCUCAUCUCGCCCUUUGUCGGCCGCAUCCUUGAUUGGUACAAGGCGGCGACCAAGAAGGAGUACACUGCGCAGGAGGACCCGGGGGUGAAGAGCGUGCAGAGCAUCUUCAACUACUACAAGAAGUUUGGGUACAAGACGAUUGUCAUGGGCGCGUCGUUCCGCAACACUGGCGAGAUCACGGAGCUGGCUGGUUGCGACUAUCUGACGAUUGCGCCCAACCUGCUGGAGCAGCUCUACAACUCCCAGGAGCCGGUACCCAAGAAGCUGGACGCGUCGCAAGCCGGGUCGCUGGACAUUGAGAGGAAGAGCUACAUCAACAACGAGGCCGAGUUCCGCUUCGCCUUCAACGAGGAGCAGAUGGCCGUCGAGAAGCUGCGCGAGGGCAUCUCCAAGUUCGCGGCCGACGCCGUCACGCUCAAGGACAUCCUGCGCAAGAAGAUUGAGGCGUAGGCAGUGAAACCGUGUGGGAUGGAAAGACAGCCGAUAUCGCUUCGCUGGGAGAGCGGAGAUGUCGGAACUGGCAAAAUUGCGAAUGGAUCCGACGAAUGAAUUGAUCUACUGUGUUUGGCUUGGUCGAGUGAAGCUUAGCUGCACGUGAAAUAGACUUUAAAUGGUAUAUUUAUCUCUUCUUCG